Cooperia oncophora is the source of this 288-nucleotide messenger RNA. Lineage: Eukaryota; Metazoa; Nematoda; Chromadorea; Rhabditida; Trichostrongylidae. The record is from the annotation of a GenBank genome assembly.
AUGAUCUUCAGCGGUUAUAUACUUUCAAAUUAUGCUAAUGCGAAUUCUUUUAUGCGCCAUUAUUCUGAUGUGAAUUAUGUCGACAAUGUAUUUCUAUUAAUUUGUGGAUCUCCAGAGUUAACGACUCAGAACAUUUAUGCGAUUCCUCGAAUCAGCUCUGUACAUACAAAAGGUGACUGCCUCAAAAUUGAGGCUCCUACGUUAAAUGGAAGGUUGUCUAUCGUCUUCCGACAAGGUGACAGUUGCUCUCAGUUUUUUUUGCAGUAUUUACAAUUAAUUCUUAUUUGA